Messenger RNA from Drosophila bipectinata, 441 nucleotides. Its product is annotated as small integral membrane protein 12-A. The record is from RefSeq and is a predicted model, not a curated record. Lineage: Eukaryota; Metazoa; Arthropoda; Insecta; Diptera; Drosophilidae.
AUUUUAGCUGUCCGGCAUCUUUCCGGCUGAUUCUAUAACUUUCCACGCUGUUACCUGUCUUUUAUUUUAAACGUAUAAAUUAAAUCUACGGCAUAAUGUGGCCUAUUAUUUUAGCUAUCCUCCGCCGCAACGCUGUCUACAUCACUUUGCCUAUCGCCGGCGUGGUCGGUUUCAUUGGCUACAACCUGGAGGGCAUGUUAUCCGACAAAUACACUCCCUACAGCCCAUCUAUUCAAGAACUGCGGGCCAAACGUUUGUCAGAAGAGAGCUUGUCCACCAAUGCCGCCGAUGUGGAAAAACUCCGCCUGAGCAGUCCUGUCCUGGAGCGCAAUCUUUCCCCAUCGCUUCAGCCCAAGUCUUCAUAAUUCUUCAACGUUAAAUGUGAUAACCUAAAUUUAAUAAAAUAGUUGUUAAAAAAAAAAAUAAAAAAUAAAUUUGCAA